Messenger RNA from Diutina rugosa, 3633 nucleotides. RefSeq lists its product as uncharacterized. Gene Ontology annotation, molecular function: microtubule binding. Gene Ontology annotation, cellular component: microtubule organizing center; mitotic spindle midzone; mitotic spindle. The record is from RefSeq and is a predicted model, not a curated record. Bases 1 to 3633 code for a protein of 1210 amino acids. Gene Ontology annotation, biological process: mitotic spindle assembly; astral microtubule depolymerization. The transcript has a single exon. NCBI's taxonomy places the organism in Eukaryota, Fungi, Ascomycota, Pichiomycetes, Serinales, Debaryomycetaceae.
AUGCUGACGAGGAGGCCUUAUGGCAUCACAGGCAGGGUGUUCCUCCGAAUGAUGGGUUUGGAAUCUGAGCCGGAGACUGCCAAAGAGACGGCAUGUCGUAAUUUGCUCCAGCACACUCUCCAUCACCUGUUACCAUCCGAUGAAGUAGGCGAUUACCUCGAAGGCGCCGCUGCUGCCUUGAAAAUCGGGCAAUCGCCAGCACUUAUCAACGACUCUUUGAGGAUUGUUGGUGAAAUAGCUGAAAAGUGGGCUCCUGCUACUAUAUUGGGCUCACAUUGCGAGCAUGUUGUUCCUCUAGUCAUCAAAUUCUUAGGACAACGUAUCAGCGUGGAAAUGGCUUCGUACGCGAUGGAAAAGUACUGGCUUGCUGUUCCCGCCAAAGUUGAGGCAGUGGUGUUACGUGAGGGGCUCACGGCAUCAUCCAAUGUUGUUGAUCAAUGUUUGAAGUGGUACCUGCGCAUGAUACCUGAUUUGUCUUUGGACGCUGCCCUCACCCUGAUAGUUGGCUUAUUGCUGGGAGAUCUGGCGGAGGUUAAGCUGAGUGCCAUCCAAUUAUUGGGAAAGUAUUCUCGCUUGGGCAAUACACAAAAGAACGUGUUGCGUGUAAAGUUGUUGUCCUCGAGCAUUCCUCCAGAAACUUGUGCUGCGAUUUUGCAGCACAAAACUCCACCUCGUACAAAGGCCCCGGUGAAGGUUGACUCUGAAAAGAUUCCACCAUCCGGCAAGGCCACCUCCACAAGCGAUUCAUCAUCUUAUCUGGGCAUGUCACCGUCGCUCACCAUUGCUCUAGCUAAUGUGAAGUAUACCCCUGAGGAACUUGAAGGUCUUGAAAUUAACAAUUACCAAUUGAAUUCGCAGUUGGAGGAAAUGAGAUCGUGCUUUGCUGGCAAAGAAACGGAGCAAAAUUGGCGGUUAAGAGAUAACCUGAUUCACAUGAUGCGACAAUGGCUACGGGGACCUAAAGCUCAACAACCUACAGUGGUUGACAUAGUGAUCAAGAACAUCGAAGGUAUCUGCAAAUCGGUCAAAUCGAACCGCACUACGUUGUCUACCCAAGGGUGCCAACUUGUUAAGGAUGUUGUCAUCCUUGACACGCCUGUUGCAGAUGAAUUCGCUACGAAAGUCAUUCCUACGUUUCAGGAGCUUUGUAGCAGCACGAAAUUGAUCACUCACACUAAUGCAAAUAUGGUGCUAGUGGUAUUUUGUCUAAAGCUUACUUCUCCAACAGCAGUGGCUCGCAUCAUCCGGCACGGAGCCAAUCUUAAGAACGACCAGCCUCGACUGUACGCGCUGUUAUGGCUUCAAAUUUACAUUGAUAAGUUCAAGCGAGCACCAGAUUUUGAUGCUCAAUUCGUGAGCGAAAUUAUUCUCAAACUUGUGUCUGAUAUAAACCCCAAAGUGCGGCAGGCUGCACGAAAUGCGUUUUUAAGCUUCGAGGAGGUUCGCGCCGAUUUAGCAGGCGAGCUAUUUCGGAAGAUUCCGUCUAACUAUGCUAAAGCAAUACGGACACAGGGUCACACCCUGGCUGCAUCUAGUCGGCCAGGUUCUGCUCAAGGAUACCGCUCACUUUCAAGUGGACGUCCCUCCGAAAACAUUCGUCGGGUUAGUCAUCUGGAAGUAGACAAAGCUUUGGAGCCACAAUCUAGAAGAACAUCUUCGAGACUCGGUCGGGAAGCAACAUCUCGUAAGCCCGCAGACUUCCAUCGCACUACCAGCGCUCCCGAAGUACCCUUAAGUACCAAGCCCCUACCGCUGCUUAAGACAAAGGCUUCGCCGAGUUUACUGUUUGAUCAGCACUCUUCGACUGCUAGUGAAAAGGUGUCAUUACCACCUGUGGUGCCAAUGCCACUGAAGGGUCUGCCAUUUUUCAACCCACCUACGCCAUCUGAAAAAUCAACCAAUAACGUAAGCGCUGUGGAGGUUAAUCACGAGGAGACUUUGGAAGCGUUGCUUACACUGGGACAGUCGAGUAAAGUGCUGCUAGGGGUACAAAGCUUGAUACAGAAGUUCAACAAUGAUGAAAACUUGAAUGACAUGGGUACCAAUCUUGGUCGUGCUAUUUACCAAGCGCUGUUAAAGUUUCCCGUCCUUCUAUUCCCAUUACUUCGUCAACACCCUCGUAAACUCGCUGCUGUGAUACCCAUAAGUACAUUCAUUCGUUUGAUGUGUGUUCUGGAAUAUAUUCUGGAUGAAUACAUCGCUAUAAUGAAGAAUUCCGGUCAAGAUGUUGUAUUGCAUGCUUUGAUUGAGUUGAUGAGAUGGUGCGAUCUGCCAUCAAUUGCACCUGAUCCUGAACUUACAACUCACAUCAUUGACCAUAAAAAUACUUUGAUCAUUCCCCUGUUGAUUCGUUUAUUAAGAGCAUUGGUGCCAGAGUACAUACCACCCGGAGGAGAAUAUGGAAAUAUAGUCAGUCAACUAUUUUCAAUGAUCCUCACGAUCGAUGAUCCUUGGGAUGCAAAUAUUGUUGAUCUCCUUCAAGAGCUUCAAAAAAUCAAUGCACCACGUUUUGAUGUCGAAUUGUGUGCGUUGGGUGAUUCUCGAAAAUUUAUUGAAAAACUUCUUCGUGGCGAGCGUCCGGUUACCAUAGAGUCAAAUGAGGAGGAUUUUGUCAUGAGCCCAGUAAAGGUAGCCUCAGCGACAUCCAGGCCAACCCUCCCAAAACCAUCACUCUCAACUUCGCAACGUAUUGAGCCCGAGGCUCCUCAAUUAGUGAAAGACUUUGCUGAAGUGCUGCUUAGUGAAGAUCUGCUUCGUCAUAUCAUUCAACAAGCGGAUCCCCUCGAGAAAAAGGUUCAACGCUCAAAACAGAUUGAAAUUUUCAAUGAUCCACCUGAGCAGAAGAAGCAAGAUACUGAAGUGGAACGAGAAGAUCGUUGGUUUACGCUUAUGAUGACCCGAUUCCUGGACCUGUGCAAUAUAAGCGAGGCGUUUGUUGAGCAGGAGUUGGAUAUACCUGAUAUACUGAACGCCAUCUUACUGUUAGGUUCUGGCGAUAUCGAUGAAAAGGGUGUAGGUCUUAUUUUGAACGCUCUCAGCGAUUGUCCUGAGGCAAAAUAUCCAGAUGUGGAUUUGGCAUUGUGGAAUUUUUUUAAGUUUGCACCAGCAAGUAGACGGCCAUGGGGUCUAGUCAUUUUGAGGCAAUUGCUCAUAAAUAAUUAUGUGCUUGACUUACAGCAACUUUGGCAAUCGCUCAGCUCACUAAUCGAUUUAUCCGAUUCUUAUGAAGAAGUGCAUGUGGCUUUGGAUGAGUUAGGUGACAAUAUAUUUGAUGGGACUAAUGACGUGCAACAGAUUAUUGGCUUGAUAUUCGAUUCACUCGCUGAUUUGCCGAAUCUGCUGACAUUAAAUGUCUUGUUUCAAACAAGCAUGCUAAAGAAGGCCUUAUUAUUGCCAUCACCUUCCGAAGUUGUCACUGCUGAUUUUGUUGAGCGCCUCGAUUACUGCUUACGCCAUUAUCUCAAUGAUGAAGCAUCAGAAUUGCGCCAAGCUUCGGUGUCUGUUUAUUCCCAAUUGAUGAGGGUUAGGAAUUGUGAACUGCAAACUGCCAAUGUGAUCACGAAAGUCAUCAACGAACUCCCCAAUAAUCAACGCGAGUUAAUUCGGUAUUAUAGCCGAGAUGAAGUGUUGUGA